AUGAUGGCGAGCACGGCGUCGGCGACCGCCGCCGCCGUGGCAUUCGGGGCUGCCGCCAAGCCGCGGGGAUCGUCGUCGGCUCCCUGCGCAAGGGUGGCCGCCGGCGGCAGGCGGCGCUCCGGGGUGGUGGUGCGCUGCGACGCCGGCGUGGAGGCCCAGGUGCAGGCGGUGGCCAAAGCGGCCAGCAUCGCCGCGCUCGAGCAGUUCAAGAUCUCCGCCGACCGGUACAUGAAGGAAAGGAGUAGCAUAGCUGUGAUUGGCCUCAGUGUGCACACAGCACCAGUGGAGAUGCGUGAAAAACUUGCGGUUGCAGAGGAACUAUGGCCCCGUGCUAUUCAAGAACUUACGAGUCUAAACCAUAUUGAAGAGGCUGCUGUUCUUAGUACCUGUAAUAGAAUGGAAAUUUAUGUGGUGGCCCUAUCAUGGAACCGAGGUAUCAGAGAACUAGUGGACUGGAUGUCAAAGAAAAGUGGUAUUCCUGCUUCUGAGCUUAGGGAGCACCUGUUCAUGAUGCGUGACAGUGAUGCUACACGCCAUCUGUUUGAGGUAUCAGCUGGGCUGGACUCUUUGGUUCUCGGUGAAGGACAAAUCCUUGCUCAAGUUAAACAAGUUGUGAGAAGUGGACAAAACAGUGGAGGCCUGGGAAAGAACAUUGAUAGAAUGUUCAAGGAUGCAAUUACAGCUGGAAAGCGUGUGCGUUCUGAGACUAACAUAUCAUCUGGUGCUGUUUCUGUCAGUUCAGCGGCAGUUGAAUUGGCCCUGAUGAAGCUUCCAAAGUCUGAAGCCCUGUCAGCUAGGAUGCUUUUGAUUGGUGCUGGCAAAAUGGGAAAAUUAGUGAUCAAACAUCUGAUUGCCAAAGGAUGCAAGAAGGUGGUUGUGGUCAACCGUUCAGUGGAAAGGGUGGAUGCAAUCCGCAAGGAGACGAAAGAUAUUGAGAUUAUGUACAGGCCGCUCUCAGAGAUGUAUGAAGCUGCAGCUGAAGCUGACGUCGUGUUCAUGAGCACUGCAUCUGAAACCCCAUUGUUCACAAAAGAGCACGCAGAUGCACUUCCCACUAUUUCUGAUGCCAUGGGUGGUGUUCGGCUUUUCGUUGACAUAUCUGUCCCAAGGAAUGUGAGUGCGUGUGUCUCUGAAAUUGGCUCCGCACGAGUAUACAAUGUUGAUGACCUGAAAGAGGUGGUGGAAGCCAACAAGGAAGACCGUCUCAGGAAGGCAAUGGAGGCGCAGACAAUCAUCACUGAAGAGCUGAAACGGUUUGAGGCAUGGAGGGACUCUCUGGAGACCGUUCCAACCAUCAAGAAGCUGAGGUCAUAUGCCGACAGGAUCCGGGCCUCGGAGCUCGAGAAGUGCCUACAGAAGAUCGGGGAUGACGUUCUCACCAAGAAGAUGAGGAGAGCUAUCGAGGAGCUAAGCACCAGCAUUGUGAACAAGCUCCUCCACGGUCCGCUGCAGCACCUGAGGUGUGACGGCAGUAACAGCCGCACCCUUGAUGAGACGCUCGAGAACAUGCACGCUCUCAACCGGAUGUUCAGCCUCGAGACUGAGAAGGCGAUCAUCGAGCAGAAGAUCAAGGCUAAGGUGGAGAAGACCCAAAAUUGA
Miscanthus lutarioriparius is the source of this 1599-nucleotide messenger RNA. The record is from the annotation of a GenBank genome assembly. Lineage: Eukaryota; Viridiplantae; Streptophyta; Magnoliopsida; Poales; Poaceae.